AUGCCAUCGCCCACCGUUGCUGGCGUCAAGCGCUCCUAUGCGAGAAUGGCACUCGCUCAGGAUGGUCAACCCCAAGGGUCUACACCACCAUCUGACCGGCGCGCUUCCCCCGGUCUCUUCCCUGUGAAGGAUAUAAACUCCGCUUCCUCGUCUACAACCCGUGCGCCGCCGCUAUCUUCGACCGGGCCUGCGGUCGCCCGCCAUUCGCCCGCGUAUCGAUCUCCACCACGCAAGUUGUCUGGUUCCGUAGCUGUCACCUACGAUGUAGAGACAUCCAUCAUCAUUGCUGGCAUCCGCGGCGCGGGUAAGACAACGCUCGCCGUAAUUGCCUCUUCUGCCAUGGAUCGCAACGUGGUUGACCUCGAGAUGGUUUUCCGGGAAGUUACUGGCUCUUCUAGUCCGGCGUAUAAAAAGUUGCACGGUUCUGCAGCUUGUCAGGCCCGAGAAGUUGAUGUUUUGCAUGAUGUUCUGGAACGGCACCGAAAACAUGCGAUCAUCGUUUGCUCCUGGAUCGAGAAGGAGAUCCAGUCAGCCCUGGAGCAAUUACAAACUACCGUCCCAAUCAUAUACAUCCUCCGCGACCCUAAAGCCAUCCAAACUCACCUGGGGAUCGAGAGCAUCCAGAAAACUCGCAAUAUUCUCGGCGCAACCAGCACUUUCUUCCGGAAUUGCACGCGCUAUGAGUUUUUUAACGUCUCGGAGGACAGCAGCCUGCCUGACGAAUUCGCAACUUCGCGCCUCUCGUCCACAACGGCCGACCCCGAUCGGCCAACCGCGCCGUAUCUAACACUCAAGCGAGCGGAGAGGCAUUUCCUCAAAUUUCUAUCCCUGGUGCUACCGAGCGGCUCUAUUCCUUUUAUCGAGUCGGCGUUCCCAUUAUCCUCGAUUCCUAUCGAAACCAGACACUUCACCUACGCCAUCUCCGUCCCGCUCUCGUCAUUCAUCCGGGGCGACCUAGACAUUCAAGAUUUAGAAACGGGCGCCGACGCUAUAGAAAUUGUCAUCGACGACCUCGUUACCGACCACACCGACUACGUAUGUUCAUCUGGCAUCUCCGCCCACCGAGCAGGUGAAAUCAGCCGCGUUGUGGCUCAGUUUAGGCGAGAUGCCAUCAUUCCACUCUUCUUGCAUGUGGCGUUCCCCGAAGCAGCAUUGUCGGAUGAAUAUUGGCAAUCAGUUUACAUGUCAUACGUCCAACACGGCUUAAGGCUAGCUCCAGAGUACAUUUCCCUCGACCUAAGACUUGGAACUUCACUGUUGAACGAUAUCAUCGACUGCAAAGGGAGUUGCAAAGUUGUGGGCAAUAUCCAGUUGGGAGACCCAGACCCGCCAGCAUGGGACGACGCUUUUUGGGUUUCCUACUACGAAAAGGCUCAGAGCGGUGGCUGUGAUCUCGUAAGAUUUACGAGAAACGCAGUGACUGCUACCGAGAAUUUGGACGUCCGUCUUGUCCACCGUAACGUCGAAUCCGCCCCUGGCCCCAAGCUUCCCCUUAUUGCUUUCAACACUGGAAUCUUGGGACGAACGUCAGCGUGUUUCAACCGGAUACUUACUUCGGUCAUGCCAGAAGGGUUGCGAAAUAAGCCCUGGGGGCUCUCGCCUUCGGCAUCACUCUACCCAUCGCUUACGGCCCGGGAGGCAACGCAAGCUUUGUACUCGGCGUUUUACUACCGCCCCUUGAGAUUGUACGUGUUUGGGGCAAACGUAAGCUACAGCUUGUCUCCAGCCAUGCACAAUGCCGCCCUCAAAGCGUGCGGCAUUCCACACCAGUACGAGCCACAUUCAACGAGCACCAUCGCCAGUUUAAAGGAACUUCUCAAUGAUCCCUGUUUUGCCGGUGCCUCGGUGGGCUUACCUUUCAAGGUCGAAAUUAUCAGUUUAACCCAUUCACUGAGCCGGCAUGCCCGGGCCAUCGGUGCGGUCAACACUCUGAUCCCUGUGCGGGACAUCAAUGCGGACGGCAGCAUCCCCAACGAUGCCCUACUAUCCAAUGGGAGGAACAUCGCGGGUCCGGUGAAGGCUCUUUACGGGGAGAAUACGGAUUGGAUCGGUAUCCGAGCAUGUAUCCGCCGUGGCCUUUCGCCGGCCAAUGCGGUACGUCCCAGUAGCUGCGGUCUCGUCGUCGGUGCCGGCGGGAUGGCCAGGGCAGCUGUGUAUGCCAUGCUGCAGCUCGGAGUCAAAGAUAUUCUCAUUUUCAACCGGACAUCGGCCAACGCUGCGAAGCUUGUCUCCCACUUUGAGACGCUGCUAACGCGGAAUGGGCUUCCGUUGUUCAGUACGAGCCCAGCGGCCAAAGAGGCAAUGGUGACAAGGUUUCAUAUCAUUCGGUCGCGGGAUGACCCUUGGCCUGAAGGUUACAAACGUCCCACCAUGAUUGUCUCGUGCAUACCAACACAUGGCAUUGGCGGCAACCGAUCACCAGAUUUUACGGUACCUCCACAAUGGCUUGAAAGCCCAACAGGCGGCGUUGUCUUGGAGCUGGAGUACAAGACCUUGAACAGCCCCCUCAUGGAACAGGUCCGGAAGGAGGCACAUCGUGGGUGGGUAGCAAUGGAUGGGCUCGAUUUGCUUCCAGAGCAAGGCUUUGCCCAGUUUGAGCUCUUCACGGGCCGCCGAGCACCCCGUCGGCUCAUGAGGCGAGAGGUCUUCAAGGCGUACCCUGAUGCUGGUAGUCUGAAUCUGGCACGGUUGGAGCCUCGACUAAACAGCAUUUCUACGGAAGAAUCUUGA
Molecule: messenger RNA, 2730 nt
Organism: Dichotomopilus funicola
Lineage: Eukaryota; Fungi; Ascomycota; Sordariomycetes; Sordariales; Chaetomiaceae
Product: type I 3-dehydroquinase-domain-containing protein
Exons: 2
Coding region: 1-2730 (909 amino acids)
Biological process (GO): chorismate biosynthetic process
Molecular function (GO): 3-dehydroquinate dehydratase activity; shikimate 3-dehydrogenase (NADP+) activity; 3-phosphoshikimate 1-carboxyvinyltransferase activity
Source: RefSeq, a predicted model, not a curated record